ACUUGGGUCUCGAAGAAGUAAAAAGCAAAAAGGAAGAGUGUUUUUAUCCAAUACCCAAUAAUUCUGCAGAGUCAAAAGCAAAAAUGGUGGAUUGAUCAAACUCUUAAAACAGUCUAUCAAAAACAAACAAGCCCUUCGACAACAAGAAGAAGAAGAAGAACGAAAUGGUAUUCAAUAGUUUGAUGGUGUUAUCAGUAGCCCACAAAUCAGCAGAUUUAUGGCAAGAAAUAGCUCGCAUUCAACUUCAAGAACGUGUAAGCAGUCACCAACUUCUUGAUCUAAUCUGCUGUUUUCCUCUUCAACAAUUGGGUAGUUUUGCUCUCUGGCUAUGGACUUUCCUUUGCCUUCCUCCUCCAGAUUCUUUCUAUCCUUACUCUUACUACUCCAAUUCAUCAUCUUCUGAUGAAGAUGAUCAUCAUUAUCAUUUCCCUCUUGCCCGUGGGUCUUCCUUAUCUUCUUCUCCUCCAUCAUCGUCCGUUGAUCUUGGUGACUACUACCAUGACUCUCACUCUGAUUGAUUGACUGAUGAUGGGUUCUUCUCCAAUUUCAGCUUUUUGU
This is a messenger RNA of Jatropha curcas, 558 nucleotides long. RefSeq lists its product as uncharacterized. Lineage: Eukaryota; Viridiplantae; Streptophyta; Magnoliopsida; Malpighiales; Euphorbiaceae. The record is from RefSeq and is a predicted model, not a curated record.